AUGGUGUUCGCAGACCUGCUGGAGCAGGUGGGCAGCAUAGGUCAUUUCCAGUUGAUCCAUGUCACCCUGCUCUCCGUGCCCAUACUCAUGAUGGCAAGCCAGAACUUGUUGCAGAACUUUGUAGCAGCCGUGCCUUCACACCACUGCACUGCCCAUGCCAACUUGUCUAAUACUACAAGGAGUCUAGCCGAGACCCUGCUGCUCAGCGUGCCCCUGGAUGGGCAGGGUAAACUGGAACGCUGUAGACGCUAUGUGAAACCACAGUGGGACCUAGUGGGGAAGAACAGCUCAGAGGACCUGGAAAAGAAAGAAAUUGAGAUGGAGGGAUGUGUGGAUGGCUGGAGCUAUAACAUGACUGAGAUGACCUCAACCAUUAUUACAGAGUGGGAUUUGGUGUGUAAUGUGAGAUCUCUGAAGGAAAUGGGGCAAACCAUUUAUAUGGGAGGGGUGCUUGUGGGAGCAUUGGUCUUUGGGGGACUAUCUGACAAGUUUGGCCGGUGCAUUUUGCUCACAUUCUCUUACCUGAUGAUGGCAGUUUCAGGGACAUGCACAGCCUUUGCAUCUUCUUUCUCCCUCUACUGUCUAUUCCGCUUCGGCUGUGGCAUGGCCCUGUCUGGGAUAAUCCUCAACUCCUUCUCCCUCAUUGUGGAGUGGAUCCCCACUCGCAUUCGGACCAUGGUGGGAACAAUUACAGCCUACUGUUACACUACUGGGCAGCUGAUCCUAGUAGGGGUGGCUUACAACAUCCGAAACUGGCGCUGGCUCACUCUGGCUGUCUCUCUACCUUUCUAUUUCUUCUUCCUCUACUCUUGGUGGUUCCAUGAGUCUGCAAGAUGGCUAGUUAUUGCCAAGAAGCCUGAAAAGGCAGUUAAAAACCUCAAAUCUGUAGCUCGGAUUAAUGGCCGCCAAGCUGAGGGUGACAAAAUUGAUCUGGAGAUACUGCAAGAAUCCAUGAAGAAGGAGAUGGCUUCCUCACAGGUCACUCAUAGUGCUGUGGAUCUUGUGCGGACACGGACCAUGAGAAACAUCACCGUGUGUCUCAGUGCAGUGUGGUUCUCGACAAGCUUUUCCUACUAUGGCUUGGCAAUGGAUUUACAGAAAUUUGGCGUGAACAUAUUUUUGAUUCAGGUGAUCUUUGAUGUUGUGGACAUUCCAGCCAAAGUUGUUAUAACCAUAGCGAUGAGUAUGAUUGGACGCAGGCUGUCCCAGUGUGCAUCACUUGCAGUGGCUGGUAUUACUAUUCUCAUCAAUCUGCUCCUGCCUUAUGAACAACAGACUUUGCGUACCUCCAUGGCAGUACUCGGCAAAGGUUGUCUGGCUGCUUCCUUCACCUGCUGUUACCUUUACUCAGGCGAAUUAUAUCCCACAGUGAUCAGGCAGAGUGGCAUGGGAUGGGUGAGCAUGAUGGCUCGUCUCGGGGCAAUGGUGGCUCCAAUGGUGCUUCUGCUUUCCGAUGUAUUCGUCUGGCUUCCGGGUUUAAUCUACGGAGGAGCUCCUAUCUUCAGUGGAAUCUUUGCAUACUUCCUUCCUGAGACUCGAAAUACUCCACUUCCUGAUACUAUCCAAGACGCUGAGGAAAGGUGA
Molecule: messenger RNA, 1584 nt
Organism: Neoarius graeffei (lesser salmon catfish)
Lineage: Eukaryota; Metazoa; Chordata; Actinopteri; Siluriformes; Ariidae
Gene: slc22a6l
Product: solute carrier family 22 member 6, like
Exons: 9
Coding region: 1-1584 (527 amino acids)
Biological process (GO): transmembrane transport
Cellular component (GO): membrane
Molecular function (GO): transmembrane transporter activity
Source: RefSeq, a predicted model, not a curated record